AUGAAAAUUACUAGUCUUCAUUUUUUAAUAUUUCAUAAAAACUUAAAUUACGUUUCAUCAAAAGUUAAAGCGAAAAAAAUAUUUUAUCAGAGGGCUUUGAAUAAUAUAUAUCUUUGUACUAUUAGAACGAUGAUUGUUGAUAUAGCUGAAAUAAAGAAAAGAGAUAAUCAUGCAUUAGACACUCAGGAAUCGCAAGAAUUGGUAAACAAAAUAAAAGAAAUAAAAAACAGUGACGAACAAAAUAAUAGUAAUAAUAAUAAUAAUAAUAGUAGUAGUAGUAAUUUUUGUAGUAAUAAUAAUUCUCCCUUUAGUCACAAAGAAACCAAACUUAUGGUUAAAGAAGAGGUGCCAAAUUCUAUUGUUAAGAAUAUUCUAAAUAAUAAUAGUUGUGCUACUAGCAUAAUUAAUAAUAAGUUUUAUACACAGAUAAAUAAUAUUAUACCCGUAAAACCAGAAGCUAUGAAAGAAGAAAAUAUAAACGUUUCGACAGUAAAUACUGAGAAUGAUAUAUCCAAAGAGAAAAAAGAAAAUUCACAUUAUUUUUGUGAUGAGAUAAAGGUUAUGAAAAAAGAAUACUCAAAGGAUGAUUUCGUAACAGAUGUAAAAUUAGAAAUGAAUGAUAAAGAAGAAGAAGAAGAAGAAAAACAAAAGAUUGGUCAAGAGAGUACGCAUAUAAAUAUUAAAGUUGAAAAAGAUACAUUUAACGAAUGCAACAAUUCUAAUGUUAAUGAAAAAAAACGAAACAGAUCUGUAGAUAUACAUAACGAAUUAAGUAAUAAAAGAAUAUUAACAGAAGAUGUUGUAGUAAAGUGUAAUAUAAAGAAUGAUGUUAAAAUUAUUGUUACAUGGAAUAUGAAUAGUAUAACUGUACGUUAUAAGAAUAAGAAGAAAUGGGAUGAAUUUAUGAAUUUUUUUAAUAAUCUUAAUGCUGAUGUGUUAUGUUUUCAAGAAGUUCGAUUACCAGCUAUGAAUUUAUCAGAACCAUGUGAUAAUAAAAAUAAGAAUAAAAAUAAAAACGAUGGAAUACGUGAUAGAGGGAAAAUAAAAAAUAGUGAUCAGAAAAGUUUAGCUGAUUAUGAAAUUAUGGAACAAAUAUUAAAUGAUGAUUUUAAAGAUUAUAAUGCUUAUUUUAGUUUAGCUAAUAUUAAAUAUAGUGGUCAAUUGGUUUUAGUAAAAAAGAAUAUACAUAUAGAAUCUAUAAGAUAUAAUUUAUUUUUUGAAAACAAUGCACAUAUACAUCAUGAUGAAGGCCGUGUUAUUUUAGUUGAAUUUUCAAAUUUCUUUUUAUUAUCAACAUAUACACCUAACAAUGGUUUUGACCAUGUGAAAUUUGAAAGAAGAAGACUAUUUGACGAACAAUUACAAAAAUUUGUUACAAUUCUUAGAAAUGAAAAACAAAAACCAUUAGUAUGGACAGGAGAUUUAAAUAUAGCUCCAGAAGAUAUUGAUUUAUCGCAUCCGGCUGAAUUUAGAAGAAUGAAAAAAGGAAAUGUUCCAAAAGAAUUUAUAGGCCAACCUGGGUGUACUGAUUUUGAAAGAAAAAAUUUCCAGAAAAUUUUAACUGCUGGAAAUUUAGUUGACUCAUAUAGAUAUUUACAAAAUAUAAAACUAAAUGAAGAUAAAAAGAAUAAUAUUAAACACACUCCUAAUAUUAAUGAUAAUAUUUAUACUUGGAGAUGUCCAUUUCUUCUUGGAAAAUCAUGUAAUAAAGCUAUGAGAAUUGAUCAUUUUAUUGUAUCCAAAGAAUUUCUUAACCGUAUUAAUAAAAUACAUAUUCAAGGAUUUAGUGUUUUCCAUAAUAAUUUCUAUGGAUCUGACCACUGUCCAGUUAUAUUAUACCUCAAAAAUGAAUAA
Molecule: messenger RNA, 1854 nt
Organism: Plasmodium falciparum 3D7
Lineage: Eukaryota; Apicomplexa; Aconoidasida; Haemosporida; Plasmodiidae
Gene: APE1
Product: DNA-(apurinic or apyrimidinic site) endonuclease
Source: RefSeq, a predicted model, not a curated record